AGUGCACAGGAUUGGCAGGAGCGAUGGCCAUACACAAGUCUCCAAAACAGUAACGAGGGAAACAGGCUUUUGGAAACAAUCAGCCCCCCCGCCAGCUCCGAGCGAGCAUUCGUUACUGAUGGGAGUAGUGAACGCUACAGUAACCCACGGCAGAUACGAUUCUGUGGAUAUUUGCCACAGUCGGUUCUUAAAUCUACACGCAUGAGGCUUGACGCGUUAGAUCCACAGAAUGCCAGUUGAUCUACAGAUGUGGGUGGAGUGGUCGGUGUGUGUAUUUGUCUGAUUAAAGCAUUAGAGUUGAGUAACUUUUGAGAAUGCGCUUCUGUUUACGUUAAGCUGAGGAAUGGGCGCACUUAUGAAGUGAAUAUCAAUGGAGAAUGUUUACGGUCCUUGUUGGCGUCGAGGUAUGGAUGCAUUCCUGCUCUACCUUCUUCUGCUAAUGGGAAUUGCGAAGGGAUCAAAUUAUGGCUACGUGGAAUGGUCUGAGAGCGACAAAGAUCCUGAAAUCAAGGCUAAAUAUCCAAUUUACAGCACCGGGGAGACGAUGCACCAGCAGCCGACCAUCUCCAGCACCGAGCGAACGGAGGUGGCGCAUAAGCUCGAGGAAGAUCUGCCGCGGGUGGUCACCGCUUUCCUGCACACGGGGGACUCAUCCACUUUGGAGCAUGUCAGCUGUUCACGGCGGUACGAGCUGAGCAGUCUCCGCGGUGGAGUUCACGCCGCCUCGCACUCCUCCCUCCACGGCGUCCUCGACACCAUGGCGCACGCUACCAACUUCUUAAACAUGCUCCUGCAGUCCAACACCUCCAGGGAGCAGCAUCUAAAGAGGGAUAUCCAGUGGUACCACGCGCUGGUGACGAGUAUGUUGGAAGGGAAUCCUAGAAUCCACCGAGCGGUAGUCACAUUUCACACGGAGUCUCCCGAGGCGCCUGGUCCGCAGGUGUUUCUUCAGGCGACCAGAGGCGAGGAGCGCAUAGUGCUUCAAGAUUUGUCCACCACCGCACGCCAUCGCCUUAAAAACAGGACGUCUGAGUCCGACUGGUACAACGAGUUUCGGGACCGAAAGAGACCACAGCGGCUGACCAAAAGUCGAGGUUUUCCAGCAGCCCAGGGCGGAUAUUUUCUGGACAGAAGUCAUGUCAAGUGGUCUGCGCCCUAUCUAGAGUGCAAGCACGGCAGUUUUGUGCCGCACUGGCUUUUGACUCUCUCCGCAGGUUUCUAUGGCUUGAAGAAUAACACGGCGCCAGAGUUUAGAGGAGUUGUACGUGUAGAUGUUAAUCUACAGGAUGUGGACAUUGACCAGUGCUCCAGCAGUGGCUGGUUUGCAGGAACUCACCGCUGUAACUUGACGACUAUGGAGUGUGAACCGAUUGUGGGCCAUGGAUUUGUGCUGGACAAGUACAAGUGCCAAUGCAAGAGAGGUUUCUACCACCCAAGCCGAGUGGCGCACAAUGGCUUCUCAAGUAAGUACAAACCAGAAUCAGACCAGGGAACAUACUCUGAUGAAUCCUGGGAAUUGUCCGGAAGGUGUUUGCCCUGCCAAGAAGGCUGUCAGUUCUGCAGGGAUGACACACCGUGUCUGGCUCAGGAGGACACUGCCCUCCGCCUUGCCAUGGUCUCCUUUCAAGGGUUCUGUAUGCUCCUUGACUUCAUCAGCAUGGUGGUUGUCUACCACUUUCGUCGCAACAAGAGAAUCAAAGCAUCUGGUCUUAUACUUAUUGAAGCGAUACUUUCAGGAUCUGUACUUCUCUACUUCCCUGUUAUGAUACAGUAUUUUAAUCCAAGUGUUUUCCGGUGUAUUCUCCUGAGAUGGGUCCGUUUGCUCGGCUUUGCCAUCGUUUAUGGAACAGUGAUUCUCAAACUGUACAGGGUUUUAAAAGUGUUCCUGUCACGCACUGCCCAGCGGAUCCCGUACAUGACCAGCUGGAGGGUUCUGCGUCUGCUCGCUGUGAUUUUGUUGGUGGUUGUGUGGUUCCUAGUGGCCUGGACCUCAGCCGUAUGCCAGAACCAUGACACGCAUCACGCCCUCAUUGACAUCGGUGUCACCCCAGAGGGCCUGCAGUUCAGCAUGUGCCUACUGGACAGCUGGGACUACAUGAUGGCUGCUGCGGAGUUCCUCUUCCUGCUGUGGGGCGUCUAUUUGUGCUAUGCUGUAAGGACCGUGCCCUCCGCUUUCCACGAGCCUCGCUACUUGGCAGUCGCCAUUUAUAAUGAACUUCUCAUCUCUGCAAUAUUUCACAUCAUUAGGUUCUCUCUUGGCACUGGUCUGCAUCCAGACUGGAUGAUGAUGUUAUUUUUCAUCCAUACACACCUGACAGUGACAGUUACUCUGGGAUUACUUCUCAUUCCAAAGUUCUUGUUCACUGGAACUCAUACACGGGAGGAUAUAGCCACAGAGGCUUAUGAAGAAGAGCUGGAUAUGGGUCACUCAGGCUCCUGCCUGAAUAGCAGCAUAACAUCAGCCUGGAGUGAGCACAGUCUGGACCCUGAAGACAUUAGGGAGGAGCUCAAGAAACUUUAUUCCCAACUGGAGAUCUAUAAAAGAAAAAAGAUGCUGGCUAAUAACCCUCACUUACAGAAAAAACGCAGUUCCAAGAGGGGACUUGGACGGACACUUAUGCGGCGCAUCACAGAAAUACCCGAGACGGUGAGUCGCCAAUACAGCCGGGAAGAUCGAGAUGGAAGUGACCAUGGGAGUAACAGAAGCACCCUGAGGAGAAACCCCUUUGACCCGUCUCACUCUGGGAAGUCAAGGGAAGAAUCACUGAAGAGCAAGAUGUUCUCACUGAAGAGAUCUCAUAGCUAUGACCAUACACAUGACCAAGGUGGGGAAACCAAUGGGGUGCCUGAAGAUAAAAUGGAGAACUCUACAACUGAGGCUUCUCUGCUUGACACCUUGAUGGGCCGGAGGGCCAACAAGAAGAACCCUGAGGUGCCAAAGGUCGAGUUAGCUGAAUCUACUGAGUCAGUGCCCUUAGUGUGCAAGUCUGCUAGUGCACACAAUUUAGCAGCAGAAAAAAAGCCUGCACAUCUUCGGACCUCAAUGUUACAGAAGUCACUGUCUGUCAUUGCUAGCGCCAGAGAAAGGACGCUGGGCAUUGCGGGGAAGACCCACAGUGUGGAAGAUGCCAGUAAAAAGGGUCUCAAAGCAAGGGACAGCACAACGCUUUCGGAAGUUGAUGAAGCCCCUGAGUGUUUACCAAAAAUGAUCAUCAGCCAGUCGGUUGAGUACACCAAAACGCCUAGUAAGAUGGGCAUCAUGAAGCAGCAGGUGAGCGGCAGUCAGCCCUCCAUUUGUUCUGAACCAGGGAAGAGCAAGGACCUGUACGACCUCUCUGAGGUGUGCCCUUGGGAAGUGGAGGAGUUACCCACUCCAUCAGAGGGGAAGGCCCAAAAACAUGUUUCCAUUGCCCCCACUGAAACCAACACGAUCCAUGGGAGCAACACAAAAACUGGACACAAGUCUCAACACAAACAAAAAGGUUUGGGCCAAUCUCCUUCAAAUCGCCGUCGCUCCAGAGAUAAGACUGGGGACAGGGAUGAAGUGAGGAAACCCAAAUCACCUCUUAACCUCACUGCCCAUGAAGACGCUAGUCCGUGGAACUUAGAGGAUCCAUCGGUCCAACCAAUGGAGCCUGCAGGACUGUCCCCUGAGAGAACAAGACGCAAGAAAAGUGUCACACCCACAGAUGGAAAGCCCAAGAUAGUCCUCUCCGAUAUCUCAAAGUCCACAGGAAGCCUUUUGCAGCCUCCAGCUCUCAUGGUAGAUAUCUGCCCUUGGGAUUAUGAUCCCCCUCUGUCUCCCAACAAGGACAAGACUUCCAGCCCCUCACACCAUUCAAAGAGAAGAGAUUCUUGCUCAAAAAGAAAAGGAUCCUGCUCUUCCAAAGAGAAAGCUAAGGAUAAAGAGGAUGAUAAACGAAUGUCCAAGAGCAAGGAGCGGAGAAGCUCCUCAAGCAAACCCUCUGAGAGACGACGCACAAGCCAAUCAUCAGAGGGAGACCAAGUUGCUACAGUGGCAUCUGGUAGGAGAAGGAGCUCUACUAGAGACACCGCCAUCAGCAGCAGUAAACGUGCUGACGUUUGUCCCUGGGAGACAGAGGCAUUGCCAAGUGUUACCUCAAAUGAUAAACACCCUCCAACAACUGAGAACCACACAACACGAACACCAUCCACUUACCUCAACAUGGCUGAAGUUUGUCCAUGGGACUUUGAUGAGAAGUUGUCAGGGAAUAGUGCAUGACACAGUACUUACAAAAUUAGACCACUCCAGUGGGAUUUCUGAGAUGACAGGUUCCAUAUUUGAAAGGACUGUUCACACCAAGAAAGUUAACUGUAAUAAUAAUUGGCUUCCACACCAACACCAGACGAUAACACUCUGUAUAUUAUAAGCGAGCGCUGCAAUUGUGUCAUCUGCUGCUUUAAAUACUCAAGCUCCUUAAAGUCGGGUGGAUUCUGACAGUGUUUUUAUCAUUCAUCAACUGGAAAAAAAUCGUUUGUGAUUCCAAUGUUAUCAUUCCUCUGUUGUUAAUGUUAUAGCUGUGGUGUGGACUUUGCUAUUCUUAUAGAAUUUGAACAAUUAUUAAAACUUUAUAGUUAUCGUUAUAGUUAUCGUCCUUGGUGUGCACGGGCCUUUAGCCUCAUGUUCCCACUUAUUUACUUAAAAUACGUUUUCAAUACAUUUGCAUAUAGACCAAGUAAAACACUUUCUCAGAAGUUUUCACUGCUUGUUAAUGUAAAAUGUCAAAUUCAUCCACAAAAACAAUUAAUUUGCAAAUGGUUUUCAGUUGAACUAUUGUGCCUUGCAAAAGUGUUCAAACCCCUUUCAUUUUCAGUUUCAAGAUUGAUAGUUUAUGUAUUAUAUUAAUUUUUAUGCAACAUUUGUUUCAUUCUAUUUUAGCAUUUCCAGGAAAAAAAAAAAUCUAAAAGACUUUUAAAAAAAUGGGUAACACUUCAACAGUUCAUUAGUUAACAUGAACUAAGAAUGAACAAUACUUCCACAGCAUUUAUUAAUCUUUUUUAAUGUUAAUUUCAACAUUUACUAAUACAUUAUUAAAAUCAAAAGUUGUAUUUGUAUUUUGUAGUUGUAACAUUAAUGCAGUGUAUUUUAAUGAACUAAUGUUAACAAAGUUUGAUAAAUACUGUAACAAAUAUAUUGCUCAUUGUUAGUUAAUGUUAGUUAAUACAUUUAACUAAUGUUAAAAAAUGAGACCUUGUCAAGUGUUACCAAAAAAGAACAUGUCUUUUUCAUAAUACAGUGGAUGUAUACAAUGGAUACACUAUUUGUUCAGUUAUCAGGAAAUGGAAAUUACACUUCCAGAAUACUGAGACACUGUGUUGAAAAGUUCAGCCCCUAAAUAAGAAAACCAUCAAUCUCUUUGAAGGAUGUUUUUUUUUAGUAAGGACUGAAGCUUCAUGUGAAAGCAAACUGAAUACUGAAUAGUUAUAUAUAAUAUAUAAUAUGAAUAUUAUUGAAAAACUAUUCCAUGUUUCUCUCGAUUCUUUCUAAUAGUAAUAAUAAUACACUGCAGGAGUUUUGUUAAUCAGUAAAUGACAGAAUUCGUUGUUAGGGUUUGAAUACCUUCACAAGGCACAGUCGGAGAGAGUGGGGUAAGAUGAGACACCUCUUGUAUCUAGGAAACUGCACAAUUUUUAUGGAGUGUAUUUUAAGAUGUUCGUGAUGGAAUUUAGCACACAAUCAUAACCCUGGCUGUCACACUUUUUACUCCAGUAAAUCAUUCUCAGGGCAGGCGUAGUAUUCAUAAUCUGGCUGGGGAAUUGCUUUGAGGCAAGUUGAGCUUGUAAGAGAUCAUAUUUUAUGCUCUUAUGAUAGCAAUUAAUAGGAGAUGUCCUGGCAUAUGACAACUGGCUCAUUUUACCCCAUUCUUGUCUAUGUUUUAAAAUUAAUUGUAAAUUAAUAAAAUACACAAAAACAUUUCUUUACAACUUAUAUGAAUAACAAAAUUCACCUAGUGCCCACUUGAAGUGAGUGAUGGAUACUUAUGAGAUCUGUCUUUUAAAAAUGGCCUACAAUCUUUUAUUUCAUCAGAUAUACCCAAUGAAUUGUAAAGACCAAACAACUGUACACCAGCAGUUUGUGAUUUCAAUCAGUUGUUUCAUCAUUCUCUGUAAAGCAUUUUCAUUAGUAAACUGCAUGAAUGCAAGUAAAUCCAACCUACUUUUCAAAUCUAUGUUGAAUAUUAACAGAGACUUACAGUUCAAAGCAUUUGUUUGAUCAUUGCAUGGGCACAGUUUGCACUGUUGUUGGUACAGUAUUGUUUUUCCAUUUUACAGAAUCCUUUUUAAUUCUGUUCUGUUGUGAUUUGUAUCAGUUUCAACCAUUAAAUCACGUCACCCUAUUGGUGAUUGUUGCAUCAGUGUAUACAAAGUCACAUUGGCUCUUGCAUGACAGUAAGUAGGUCUGUCUUUCUACUGCACAUGAAAUUCCUAAUCAGCAGGAGUGUUAUGAGUCUAUUGAAUAUCUCAAUGCAAGUAUACAUUCCUAACUUCAGUAUUAUGCAGUUGUUAUGCUCAAUAGCGAUCCACCCUGGAACAUUUCUACUGUAAAUAUAUAUUGUGUGCUUCUUUGUGAUAGCAUGUACAUACAAUACUUCCUGCAAUAAACAUAUCGUGUUCUGAU
This is a messenger RNA of Megalobrama amblycephala (Wuchang bream), 6640 nucleotides long. It is a transcript of the gene gpr158b, whose product is annotated as G protein-coupled receptor 158b. Bases 371 to 4243 code for a protein of 1290 amino acids. NCBI's taxonomy places the organism in Eukaryota, Metazoa, Chordata, Actinopteri, Cypriniformes, Xenocyprididae. The transcript is spliced from 11 exons. Gene Ontology annotation, biological process: G protein-coupled receptor signaling pathway. The record is from RefSeq and is a predicted model, not a curated record. Gene Ontology annotation, molecular function: G protein-coupled receptor activity. Gene Ontology annotation, cellular component: membrane.